GCCAACAAUACUUAAAGCCACCCUUCACUCUUCCAACAACACUUUCAUCACAUUUCCUCUUUUACAUUUUCCCACAAACACUUUGAUUGAUUAACACACUAGACCAUACCUGACCCCUAAUAUUCUUAUGGCACGACCACAACAACGGUUCCGAGGCGUGAGACAGAGACACUGGGGCUCUUGGGUCUCUGAGAUUCGCCACCCUCUCUUGAAAACAAGAAUCUGGCUCGGGACUUUUGAGACGGCGGAGGAUGCGGCUAGGGCCUACGACGAGGCGGCGAGGCUAAUGUGUGGCCCGAGAGCACGUACCAAUUUCCCUUACAACCCAAACGCAGUUCCUUCUGCCUCUUCCAAGCUCCUCUCUGCCACUCUCACCGCUAAACUCCACAAAUGUUACAUGGCUUCUCUUCAGCUGACCAAACAGACGCAAGCGCAAACUCAGAACCCGAGGUUACAGCCGUUAUCCUUACCGGACACUGACAGAGUCAUGAAUGUGACGGCUAAAGGAAAUCAUUAUAACAUGGGAGGAGGAGUAACGGAGACGAUGAAAGAGACCAAGUGGGAAAAUGGAAACGCGAAUAUGCAACAGAGUUUCAGGACACUGGAGGAAGAUCACAUCGAGCAAAUGAUAGAGGAGCUGCUUCAUUACGGUUCCAUUGAGCUUUGCUCUGUUUUACCUACUCAGUCGAUAUGAGACAUGCAUGGCCCUGUCGUUUUAGCGUAAUUUUUUCUUUAAUUUAAGUUUAAUCUUAUUUUUAUUUUCUUCAACAUGACGGCAUCGUGGAGUAGUAGAAGAGAAAAGGCUAGUUUCAAGACAUUUUGAUCUGAAUUGGUCUCUUUGAAACACUCAUUCUUGUUUCCACAAGAGCAAUCGAUCAUAUGCUAUGUAUGUAUAGUAUUUUUAUGAUUAUGAAAAAAAAUAUUAUCAAUUUUUGUGUGUGUUCGUGUGUGAAUAAGUGGGGAUUAUAUGUAGUGAAAAGACACAACAUUGGGAAGAAAGGUAGCAAAAGA
Eruca vesicaria subsp. sativa (arugula) is the source of this 1011-nucleotide messenger RNA. The record is from the annotation of a GenBank genome assembly. Lineage: Eukaryota; Viridiplantae; Streptophyta; Magnoliopsida; Brassicales; Brassicaceae.